CCGUGUCUGGGGGUCGCCGGUCACCCAUUUCAACAUGAAACUCGACUCGAUUGACGUCACCGGGCCAUCUUUGUCCACCUUAAUCCGACGGCUGUGUAUUACGCGUUCAUUACUGCACGGACCCUGACAGCGCCGGGCUCCAGUUCAGCCUGCAGGUGCCGCAUCGCCGUAGAAAUAGGAAGACAGGAAGAGGCAUUUUGUAGCGAACGGCGCACACAGCUCUGUGGCAGAGACAAGCCAGUGCUCCUCCGAGGCUAUAUAGGCAGGGAAACGGCACAAUAACCAACCAAAGGGAGCCAGAGGGUAGUGAGGAGCGCAGAAGGCAAUCCCCAUCCAUCUGCCAGCCACUUAGUCCGCGCUAACAUUUGCAGUCCGGAUUUCAGCACAGCUGUUCAGCCGAUAAAACCAGGAAAAUGUCUGCCCCAGCUGGAGCCCCUGCGCCAGAGGGAGGGAAUCAGCCCCCCAACCUCACCAGCAACCGUCGCCUGCAGCAGACGCAGGCACAAGUGGAUGAGGUGGUGGAUAUCAUGCGUGUAAACGUGGAUAAGGUUCUGGAGCGUGAUCAGAAGCUGUCAGAACUGGACGACAGGGCUGACGCCCUGCAGGCUGGAGCCUCUCAGUUUGAGACCAGCGCUGCAAAACUGAAGAAUAAAUACUGGUGGAAGAAUGCCAAGAUGAUGAUUAUCAUGGGUGUGAUAUGCGUGAUUAUCCUCAUCGUCAUUAUUGUGUACUUCAGCACCUAAGAAGAGUUGCUCCUACCCCAGUCUAAUCCUUCCUUGCUACAGAAGAAAACCCCUUAAAUGAAUAACAAAAUUAACCAUGGUAAUCCAUUUAUUAUAUAUAUAUAUAUCCCGAUUAGCUUCGAUAUAUAUUCAUCCUAAACCUUCAGGGCGCCAUGGCUCCCCCACUUCCACCACCUCGCCUCCGGACCCCCGUCGAUAUUUGUCCUGUGAGUGUGUGGCCCUCUCUCCUUUCUGGGUACUCUUGGCUUUUCUAACCUGCCAUACUGAGAACCAAACACUUGUGACGAUGCAACAACAGAAAAGGAAGCAAUGAUUGGCGAUAAUUGUUACAUAACUGAUAUAUAGUUCUUUGUAGAGUUUUAUUCUGAUAUAUACUGUUUUGUAGGUGUGUGUGUAUGUGUGUGUGUGUGUGUGUGUGUGCGUGUGUGUGUGUGCAUUUUGUAUUUUUUAAUUUUUUGUAUUAAUUUUACGUAUGCUUCAGCGUUAACUACUGCCUAUUAAUCAAAGUGUGUAUCCUGCAUGUUAUCAUCAUUGGUCUGUCCCCGUGCUUACCCCCUCUUUUCGAUGGUUUUUUAAUAAGUGGAUUUAGUCUCCAUUUCACUAUGGAAACACUUUUUAAGUUACAUCUGUUAAUCGACUAAGAAAGUCCAAAAUAAGCCACAGAACUAAAUCUUGUUCUAAAAGGAUAACAUAAAAUUACAAAAAUUGGAGCCAGUGCACAGUCACAAUUUCCCCUGAGAAUGCCGCAGGUUCAUCUUACCUCAGCUCCAAAUUUCUGUAACUUGAUGCCAUCGAGGAUUUCGAGAAGUGUUAGCUUCUUUGGUGACUUUCUGAAAGGGUUAAUGCUCACUCAUAAUUGAUCAAACGUACAAAUAAUGCAUGAAUUGUUAAACUAAUUCCUAUUAAUCAUGAACUUACAGCCCUCUUUAUCUGAUCCUCCCAGUGUCUCAUUUCUCUUGCUCCGUUUCACUCUAAUAACUUUCAUUUUUAACUCCCCAACACUUCUGUCCGUCAGCAUGCUUGAACACCUCAAUUUCUUCUGAUUAUUUCUAAAACUGCCAUAGUACAGUCGGACCAAUGUCUGUAGAUGUUUCUCUUUCAUUUAUAUAUUACGUAGUGUCUUAUUUCGAAAACAUUCCUUCAUUGCAAUUUAGUGCAAAUGGUCUUACCGUAGCACAAGUAAGUGUAAGUAUCUUUAAAGAAAAAAAUACACAGUGAUGAAACUUUUGUUGAAAACGUCGGUCAUAGAAACCAUAGGAAAGAAAAUUGUGAAUAGCUAUGAGGGUACAUUUUGGAUAGAUAGGAAUAGACUUUCAAUCUGUCCAAAUUAUUUUCUUUUGUAAUAUGAGUGAUGUUUUCUUAACAUUACAUGUAGGCUACAGUAUACUGUGGAGAAGUCAUUAAUGUCAAACUGUGGAUAUGGGCUUAAAAAACAAUUCUAAUGCAUAAAAUGGGGCUGUUGCCUAAAUUGAUUAAUUCCCAUAAAGCAAAGGUUAAUUCUUACUGGCCUGUUACCUGCAUGGACACUGAAAAGGCACUUCUAUUGGUUACCAUAGAAUAUUUCCAGUCAAACCUACCUUCCAACUUUUAGUCCGUGCGGGGGGGAGUGGUCGACUGAAGAAAGGAAAUCUGUUUGAAAUGCACAAAAAAAAUCUUGUUUUUGAUGGCGCUGUCUGGCUGGUCAGUAGCCAAAGGCGAUCCUCAUGCAGCAAAACCUCUCCACACAAAGAGCACAUAAAGAUAACAGAUAAUUCAGCCUUAUUUGAAAAUCCAGGAACAGGCACAGUUGGUCAGCAACUUUGGGGUAGGCUCAGAAACGUUCUGUCAAUGGUUAGCGAUAUGCAGCGCGAGAAGCAAUUAUUAAAAAAAAAUAGUGGCACUCCUAAAAAGAUUGUCUUUGCCAGCGCGGUGGUCUGUCUCAGUGUGUCUCCCUAUAGUUAAGGCCUUUUUUCUUUUUUAAAUAUAAUAGAUUCUAUUUUUAUUAUAGUAUAUUUUUGUGUGAUACAGACAGGUAAAGAGGAAGUGUGCAAUCAGUACCAUUUGCUGCCAACAGCAUUGAACUCCUCUUUAUCUCAGUCUGGUGUGUUUUUUGUAAUUCAGCUCCGUGCGUUAUACACUGCCAAGCAACAAGGAGGAGGCCUCUAUUCUUAUUGCGGAUUUCUUUCAUUGGUGCCCAAGCUGGUUUGGUCUUAAAACAUUAUUUUACAUGUUUCUGGCAUCUUCUCCUGUGUGUACUACUUUUGGCUACUUUAUGAGCAGGAGAGCAGGGCAAUACGGUGCACUUUGUUUUUUAGUGCUCAGUCAAACUAAGGCCUUCUACACAUGAACACAAGAUGACUUAAACUUAAAAUGAAGAUUCCUCGGUUUGAAACUAUUUCACUUUCACCUAUGGAAUAUUCUUUUUUACAGUGUUUGCUUGUGCGAGCCUGCAAUGCUGAACAGGAAGCAACUUAACUCGACUCAACUAAACUAAAAUAUAUCAAAUGUUCUUAUGGUAGACAGGAGAGAAAAAAAAACACAACAUAUGAAAACAAGUGUGUGUAAAGCCUUAGUAGCCUUGUCUCUUUUCAACAUGACUUUUUAUCUUACCCACCAGCUGAGUAAACCGACUUGCCCCCCUUUGCUCAACUCACUGAUUCAGAAUCCUACAGUGUGUGUGUGUGUGUGUUAUUGUGUCUCUGUGUCAACGCAGGUGCAUCAAUGUGUGUGUGUGUGUGUGUGUGUGAGUGUGUGUGUAUGUGUUAGAAUAGCUCUGUCUUGGGAAUAUCCCCAGUUUAUCCUGACAGAUUAGGCCGCUUAAAUCCCAGAGUGAGGACACGUUGUUUCCUUGACCACUGAAGUACACAAGCAGACAGGUUACAGAUCUACCGGCGAGUUAUUAUAAGGAAGGACCCUAACCGUAACAACCCCCUCCUCCUCCUCCCCUUCCCAGGUUUUCUUCCAAAUAGAGUGAAACUUAACUGCAGAAGAUUACCAAAGACCAGAUUUCCAUGCUUACGCUGCCAAUUGCCAUCAAAAACAAGUGGAGAGAAACAGGUUAUCCAAACUAUCCCAAUAAUUUUAAAUACUGUUACCCUAUUUAUCCACAGAUGACAGGACGUUUUAACUAUUGCACACUAUUCAUAUGGUGUGUCACUUUGGCCUGUGAGUGUUUAAACAUAUGCAAGUUAAUCCCAAAACAUUUCAAAUAUCAAAUACAGCCUGCCCCACCAGGCACAUCUAGGUCCAAAGGGCCUCUUUGAUCUGAAGACACAUGAUCCUAUUACUAAUGAUAGCACAACUCUUCAUUUUUGUCUCCAUAGUGCUGCCAAGUUCUAAAGUUAAAAUACAUAUUAACUUACUAUAUGCUGUCAAAAAGAACCUAGAAAAACAGGAUAAAUCUGCGUUGUUUGGUGUCGUAAUAUGGAGGUGUUUUGGGGGUUUAGGGGGUCCUAUAUCCUCAGGUUUAAGGUAUUAGCAAUUUACCAAAAUAUCUAUAUAUAUAUGAGGACAAAGCUAUAUAAGCAAAUUAUAAAAUUGUUUUUUUGGCAAUAGAAAAUCAUUUUAGGGUUACCAACGGGGUCAUUUGAGCCGUUCUUUAGGAGUUAAACCACACAGUGGGCUGAAGUGAAAUAACACAACUGAUUGGGGUAGGACUUCUGUGUUAUCCAUAAAUCUGUGAUGCAUCCGUCGUGAGUGCUCAACCAAUUUGCUCACAACGGGGAAAAUGAAGUAAGAGCUCUCUUUUUUUCUGUUGCUUUACUGUCUGUUUGAAAAGACAUGCAGGUAUAUUUUACCACCGUGGCAAUUUUUCUGGUGUGAUUCAUUCAUUUUGGUAGGAUGGGAACGUGAUUCGGUGGAGAAUAUUGUGAAUUAUGUCAACCUCAAGAAUUGUUCAGCGAUCUCAACUUAAUUGCUGUGUUCAGUUCAUUUGGGGGGGAUCCAAACUGUAAGUUUCCAUCCCAGAAAAUGUAUUCAGACCCUCUUCCAGGUUUGAAAUAUAACUUGUGAACUUGUGAUUCAAACUUGGAAGAAGAAAAGCAAAAAGUAAGACCCCAAUAGAAGAUCCAAUGUAUGUCAUGUAACAUGUACAGAUCAGAAAGCGUCUACCGUCAUCCCCAAAAGAAAUGAAUGCAGCAAUAGGAGGGAACCUUUUGAGUCUCUGAAUGUGCGAUGGAUGAUUAUAAUAUAAUACAAUAUUCUACUUAAUGUGUGUUUUAUUUUUUCGGAACAAACAUUGUGUGUUUCUUUUGCAUCAAUUUAGUAAUAACUCCAGAUGUCACUGAAUUGUUUGUAUGUUAACACUGAUGGGUAAAGGUAAAGAAAAUGGAAGGUUAAUGGAAAACCUUCAACCUUCAAUGCUUAGAAUGAUUCUACAGUUUACAUCAGAUUGCCGUUUGUAUCUACAAGAUGUAUUUUUUGUUUAAAUCUGUUUAUUUUUGAGGAAAGAUUUUGAUUUCUCUUUGGGAAUAGGGUUUCAGGGAUAGAGGCCCAUAUUGCCCCUGGUCAUCUGGUCCAACAGGAGGGACAGGACCGGAGUAUCACGGGCAAUGUGCUCAGUUUCAUCUUACUUUUUUUUUUUUUUUCUUUGGUCUUAUUUAUUGAUAGAUUUAUUGUGCUGUCGUUUGGUAUGGGAUAGAAGAGGGUUGACUCAAUGUUAAGAAAAAGAGACUGAAUGAAAAAAUGAAGUACAUAAAAUAAUUGUAGUGUAAAUCUAUCAAUGUCUUAUUAUAUUGAUGAACAUCAUGAAAUAUAUGUAUAUUGGAAAAACAGUA
Molecule: messenger RNA, 5497 nt
Organism: Pungitius pungitius (ninespine stickleback)
Lineage: Eukaryota; Metazoa; Chordata; Actinopteri; Perciformes; Gasterosteidae
Gene: vamp2
Product: vesicle-associated membrane protein 2
Exons: 5
Coding region: 414-743 (109 amino acids)
Biological process (GO): SNARE complex assembly; vesicle-mediated transport; vesicle fusion
Cellular component (GO): plasma membrane; SNARE complex
Molecular function (GO): SNAP receptor activity; syntaxin-1 binding
Source: RefSeq, a predicted model, not a curated record